Messenger RNA from Prosopis cineraria, 3139 nucleotides. Its product is annotated as amino acid transporter AVT1I-like. Lineage: Eukaryota; Viridiplantae; Streptophyta; Magnoliopsida; Fabales; Fabaceae. Gene Ontology annotation, cellular component: vacuolar membrane. Gene Ontology annotation, molecular function: amino acid transmembrane transporter activity. The record is from RefSeq and is a predicted model, not a curated record. The transcript has 3 exons. Gene Ontology annotation, biological process: amino acid transmembrane transport. Bases 43 to 933 code for a protein of 296 amino acids.
UAAGGGUAAGAGGGGGCUGGUUUUUGCCUGAAAACACAUAACAUGGAGAUGGAAAACCAACUUGGAGAUCAACAUUCAGAGAUCCCUAGAAGAGGAACAACCUUUUUCAAGACUUGUGGACUCAAUUCCUUGUCAGGUAUUGGGAUACUUUCAAUGCCCUAUGCAGUUUCUCAAGGAGGGUGGUUGAGUUUAGUUCUGCUAUUUCUUGUUGCCAUCCUCUGUUGGUACACAGGGAUGCUUCUACACAGGUGUAUGGAUGUGCGUCCCCUCAUCAAAUCCUACCCUGACAUAGGAGAGGAGGCUUUUGGAUACAAAGGCAGAGCCAUAGUAUCCAUUUUCAUGUACUUAAAGCUGUAUCUAGUGGCCACAGAGUUUCUGAUACUAGAAGGUGACAACAUGGAGAAGUUAUUCCCAAACAUGAGCUUUAAAGUAUGUGGCCUUAGAAUUGCAGGGAAACAAGGCUUUCUGCUUCUCACAGCCCUGGUGAUAUUACCAACCACAUGGCUCAGAAGCUUAGGAGUUUUGGCCUAUGUUUCUGUUGGUGGUGUUCUGGCUUCAGUUAUUCUGGUUGGUUGUGUUAUGUGGGUGGGAGCUUUUGAUGGUGCGGACUUUCAUGAAAGAGGAAAAAUUCUGAAAUUGGAAGGAUUGACUGCUUCUGUCAGUUUCUUUACAUUUUGCUAUUUUGGACACGCUGUGUUUCCAACCCUACGCAGUUCCAUGAAAGAUACAAGACAGUUUCCCAAGGGCCACAUGGAAAAGAGAAGACGUUUUUUUAAUUUUUUUUUUCUCCUCCAUUUAAUUCUAGUAUUUUCCUUAGCCCUGGUUUACUCCAUUGAACUUCUAUUUCAUCCUUUCACAGUUACUAGCCAAUUCCCUACCAAUUUCCAUUCCUACGCAUUUUUUUCACUUGCAUUUUAUUUUCCAUUCCAUUAGCUUUUGAAUCAUCACCAUCUUGAUUUUCCAGUCUGGAAUUAAUGCACAAAAUAAAUAAACAAAAGAGACGAGCACGUUCACUCCAUUUCCAGAUUCAUUCAGAGUUCCAAAACUCAUUCUAUUCCCCUCACAAACAUUCAGAAAAUUGACUUCCUAAUUCAAUUGAUUCCAACAUUCUCUCUUCUCUUCAAAAAAAAAAAAAAAAAAAAGUCACGUGCUAACCGUUCUAUGCUUCUACAAUUCACAAUCAGCACAAAGCUUCUCACUUACGCACGCGAUUCCCCUUCGAUUCUUUUCAUUUUCUUCCACAUUUCUGGACCUAAACUUCAUCCUUCUUCCUCCAUUUUCUGUCAAAUUUCUUCUCCUAUUUUAGAAUCCAAACGGAACAUAUCCAUCUAUCCAUUCCGUCCAUGACAAACCUCCACAUUUGUUCAUCCAUUCUUUCUCCUUUAGCUUGUGCGAUUUUCCUCUUCUUAGUGGCUGCCGUGGAUAAGCUUUUGAAGCUAUUUGAUGGUGUUUUGGAGAUGGAUUUGUGUGGCUAACAGGCUCUUGAUUCUUAGGAGAAGGAUGGAAGAAGCUUGAGUUCAAGGGAGCUGCACAUUGGCUAAGCUUUUACAUUUUAGUUUCCUCUUAAUUUCUUCUUGCAAUUUCUCUAUUUCUAGUUGGAUUUGUGAAGUUGUGAUAUUGCACAUAAGGUUUUUUAUUAAAUGUCUAUGAUAUUUUGUAUGAGAAUACUUGUUAUAUUGUCAUUUGAUUUCUGGAAAUUUGCUGCCAAAUUUUAUAGUUCACUGAUUAAAUGCUUGGUUGUGUUGAAUUGUUGAAGGUCCAAGGUUCUCGCUAUUGUGUGGUUACAUUGCGAGGCUUUGGCAAGACUUAAGUAGGUUUAAUUUGGAAUUGAACCUUGGUGAGGCACUAUUUAGGGGCUGUUAUUUGCUAAUUGAAUGGAUAAUAACACAUUGGAUGCUUAAUGAUGCAAGCGUAGCUCACUACAUAAUCACUAAUUGUUAGGAUUGUGUGUGACUAUGUUUGCUACGUUUGAGAUAGCUCCUGAACAAACUUUGGCCAAUGAGAAUGAUGUUUAGCAAACUAAUUCCAUUCAUUGUCGCAAACAUACUUUCAUUUGAUUACUCACUUUCUCUCAAAACUAAAAUUGCAUAAAUAUUAGCUAGAGUCUUAAUUGCAUUUUUAGAAAAUUAAUCAAACCAAUUUCUUUCAUCAUUUAUAACAUAUUUGAUAUUCAUUCUUAAUCAAUCUCAAAUCCAACUCGCUAGAAGACUUGACCUAGGUUACUCCCUAUAUACAUUAAGGUGUUUGCUUAGUUAAUUUGAGGCUAAUAUGACUUAGGCUUAUCAAAUUUUGCCAUCAUUGCUAGGGAGUUGAAUUAAAUUGAUUUUUGAUUGAUUGUUUGGUGUGUUUAAUUUUUUUUCCAUUUGAUUUUACCUCUGCUUUUGCUCUGUUUUGUCCAGGAAAUCUGUGGAAAAAAAAAUCUUAUGUUUUUAGGCCAAAUUCUAUGAUUUUCAAUCAUUUUGUGGAAAUUUUAAGCAAAAUUAACAGUUUUAGGUAUUAGAUCUUGUGCUUUUAAGCCAAAUUCCAUCAUUUUCCAUGAUGAGGAUGAGAAUCCCCCUCCUCUUAAAAGCAAAAAGAGCUCAAAACUUGAUGUUAACUUAUCUGACCAAAAGGUGAAGUACCCUACCUUCAAGGGUAGCAUUAAUCCAAAAAAAUAACUUGACUAAGGAGUUUAUGAUGGACUAAACUUCAUAGUGAAUGACUACCUGUAACAUCCUACAUUUCUAACAUUAGAGUACAACAUUAGGAUGCCUGAUAGGGGUAUUUCAUGUCAUAGGAAAAGCUAUAGGUAAUUGCAUGCUUUACGAGAAGUAUUGGCGCUCAUGAAGGCAAGUCUAGCUUAUAUAUGAAGAGUAGUCCAACUAAGUAGUAUAUCUAGGAAAAGUAUCCGAAUAAUAUUCUAUGAAAGUAUGUGUGUAACAUCCUAAAAAUUUUAAGACUCAAAUUUAUUUUAAAAUAAAAUAUCUAUAAUUAAAUUAAAAUUAAGAAUAAUUUGAUAAAGGGCCAGAGUUUGAAUUUUACUUAGAAAAAGUUGAGUUUUAUUUUAUUUUUAAUUAUGAAAAAAAUUACUAAAGUUGCCCAGGGCUUUUAUGCUAUAAUAAAAAAUGUUGAGCCCUUGUAAUUUUUUCCAAAUUGUUUU